This is a messenger RNA of Neomonachus schauinslandi (Hawaiian monk seal), 1512 nucleotides long. Its product is annotated as RING finger protein 151. Gene Ontology annotation, cellular component: plasma membrane signaling receptor complex. Gene Ontology annotation, molecular function: ubiquitin-protein transferase activity; zinc ion binding. Lineage: Eukaryota; Metazoa; Chordata; Mammalia; Carnivora; Phocidae. The record is from RefSeq and is a predicted model, not a curated record. Gene Ontology annotation, biological process: regulation of canonical NF-kappaB signal transduction; positive regulation of JNK cascade; protein K63-linked ubiquitination.
AUGGUAGCUGGGAGGUCGGCGUUGGUUGAAAAUCACCCGCGGCUCUGGCCGUGGCCGCGGGACCGCGGGGAGAGGGGAGCUCUGCUCCCAACGCCCAGUGAAGUUGUCCGUAGUGGCGGAUAUGAUCUCAACCUCUUCGCCAGCCCUCCCGACUGCAACUUCCUGUGCUCCGUGUGCCACGGGGUUCUCAAGAGGCCAGUGAGGUUGCCAUGCAGCCAUAUCUUCUGCAAGAAAUGCAUCCUCCGGUGGCUAGCCAGACAGAAGACCUGUCCAUGCUGCAGGAAAGAGGUGAAAUGGAAAAAGAUGGUCCAUGUAAAUAAACUCCGGAGGACCAUCGGCCGCCUGGAAGUCAAGUGCAAGAACGCGGAAGCUGGCUGCUUGGUGACGUGCCCCCUGGCCCAUCGAAGGGGGCACCAGGACUCAUGCCCUUUUGAGCUGAUGGCCUGCCCCAAUGAGGGCUGCACGGCACGGGUGCCACGUGGGGCCCUGGCUGAGCACUGGCAGCACUGCCAACGUGGGGCCCAGCAGCGCUGCCCACUGGGCUGUGGGGCCGCCCUGGGCCCGGUGGAGCGUGCACGCCACAACUGCUACCGUGAGCUGCGCGACGCCUGGACCCAGCGACAGGAGCGCAGCCGGACCCUGGUGCUGGGCCUGCUGCGGCGCAUGCGCAAAGUGCACCGCACCACCAAUCUCAUCCGCAGGCAGCUGGCCCAGCUCGGAGACUUCCUGGAGGAGGACGACGCGCUGCUCGUGGGCGCCCCGCAAGGGGAGUCCGAGGCCACCCCAGAAGGCAGCAUUGGGGCCGAGGUUGGGGGGCCCAGGGCCACGAUACCUUGUAAACAGAGGGGUAAAUAAACGCAGAGCCCAGGCCUGGCCCGCCCUGCCACUUCUGUGCUUGCCGGCCUCACAGCUUUAUCCCAUUUGCCACCCCCACCCCCGCCCCGCCCCAGGCACUACUGCUUUCACCACGCAGGGACACUGGCCUUUCUCCCUGGGCCACUCCUGCCUGGAAGGCUCUUCUCCCUGCUCUCCGUUUGCCUGGUUUCUUUUCCCUCAGAUACCUCUUCCUCGCAGAGGUUAUCCCUGAAACCCUCCCAGUCUCCUUCCUGUUACUUCUACCUGUCUGUUAACCAACUUCCCAGCCAGUCACACAAACAGCUCAAAACCCUGAACUCCUAGGAAAAGCCCACGCCUCACAAUGACUCACAGGGAACUGCCAUUAUCUCUGACCUCCUGCCCCUGUCGUCUCAGUACUCCCUGUAGCCACAAGCACUGUCCCCCCAAACAGCCACAGGGAUCCCCGCUUUACUCACUCAGGCGACACCUUACCUCCCCCACCACCCCAUUUAAAAGCCCCUUACCCUGAUCUGUUCUUUCCACAGCACUAAUCGCUGAAGGCUCCCGAUUAUUCCUUGCCCGUCCUCCGCCAGCCCUCUCUCCUCUAGCACCUCCUGCUCUUGUGCCUCCCAAAUAUCUACAACAGUGCUUUGCACAUAGAAUGUGAUCAAUAAA